GAGCCCGUGGGGCUCUAGGUGCCCGGCUCUGCGAGGUGGCCGAGCCUGGACACGGCGGUCAGAUCCCAAAGAACUGGUGUGCUGUCAAGUUUGGAGCCUGAGGUCCGGCAUCUCCCUUCGCCUUGACAACAUCCCCAAUGCGACCAUGGGAUCUGGCAGUGAAUAGGCGCCCUCCUUCUGCCCCCUUUGACCAGCGGCGAUUCUCAGGGGGAACUUGUGGCAGCCCAGCACACCUCAGGAGAAGCCCUCCUUCCCGGCACCACUGGGGCCGACGUGAGCGACCUCUGCAAACCCUGCUAGCCCAGGAUGAGAACUACUUGCACCCGGCUUUUUUCCAGCAGCAGCAGCCACAGCCACACGUUCCUGUAGAUGAGCACCCGGCGUACGUUCUGGCCAAUACGCCACCACGAAUGCUUCACCCGGCUGCGCACCCACCCCACCAGCAUCCAUUCAUGGUGGAUCUCCACGAGCAGGUGCAUCAGGGAGCCGUCCCUCUGUCCUACACGGUGACCACAGUAACAACACAAGGCUUCCCCAUUCACACUGGCCAGCACAUCCCAGGUUGUAGUGCGCAGCAGCUCCCAGCAUGCUCGGUGAUGUUCAGUGGACAGCACUACCCGCUCUGCUGCCUCCCACCCCCCCUGAUCCAGGCCUGUGCCAUGCAGCAGCUCCCCGUCUCCUACCAAACGUUCCCGCCACUUAUCUCCAGCGAUCAUUACAUUUUGCACCCUCCACCGCCUGGGCCACCACACCAGCCUCCGCAUAUGGCUCCCCUCAGCCAGUUUGUCCCACUCCAGCCCCAGCAUCCUCGCAUGCCCCUGCAAAGGAUAGAAAAUGAGGUGGAGCUUCGGGGUGAACAGCACUCCAUUGGAGGCUUCUCAUAUUCUCCUUCCCACCACACUCCUGCACUGUCUCCCUCUGUGCCGCUGCAUUACCUUCCACACACCCAUGACCCUCUGCAUCAGGAACUGCCCUUUGGCGUGCCAUAUCCACACAUGAUGCCCAGGCGACUGAACACCCAGCGAUACAGAUUGCAGCAGCCACUGCCACCCCCGCCGCCACCCCCGCCCCCGUACUAUCCGAGCUUCCUGCCAUAUUUCCUUUCAAUGCUUCCUGUGUCACCGACAGCCGUGGGGCCGACAAUAAGCCUGGACUUGGAUGUGGAUGAUGUGGAGAUGGAAAACUAUGAGGCAUUACUGAACCUAGCUGAAAGACUAGGGGAGGCCAAGCCACGGGGACUCACCAAAGCAGACAUUGAGCACCUUCCGUCCUACCGCUUCAACCCAGAGAGCCAUCAGUCGGAGCAAACUUUGUGUGUUGUGUGCUUCAGUGACUUUGAAGUACGGCAGCUUCUGCGAGUUCUGCCCUGCAAUCAUGAGUUCCAUGCUAAGUGCAUCGACAAGUGGUUAAAGGCAAACCGCACAUGCCCAAUCUGCCGGGCGGACGCCUCAGAGGUGCACCGGGAAGCCGAGUGAGGCUGGUCGAUGCGCUGCUGCACAAAUUCACUCCAGGAUAUGGACCUUGGACCAGGGGCUUGGGCCAGCCUGUAUGCUUAGCCUCUGGGGCCUCUCCUGGGAUGUGGUGAGAAUAUAAGCAAUGUAUGACACCUCCUCCCCCUCACCCCGUGGCAUGGACUGGGCCUGGUGGCAGUGCCAGCUCUGCGGUGUCACGCUUUGUAGGGGGAGGCGUCCCCAUGUGCUUCGCACUCCAAAGACUCUCCAUCCUUGCGCCAUUACGCUCCAGGUGUUUGCAUUCCUUUUCUUUCUUUUUCUUUUCGAGUUGAUGUUUCCUUUCCUUUUUGGCUGUCUGACCCAGAUCUUAGUCCAAAUUUUUCUCCUUUUGGUGGUGCUAGGUGGGGUCCUUGCAAGCAAAGCAGCUCAAAGGCAGAGGCAAGGAAGUGCCUGCUUCAGUCCCACCAGCUACAGUGUUGCACAGCAGGCAGUGUGUGUGUGUGGGGGGGUGGACUGUGGUUGCUGCAGGAUGGUGCGAGGAGGCCCCACUCAGACCAUGGCCCAGGGCCACUUCCCAGCCCCCUCACCUUCUCAGGCACCCUUCCGCCCCCCCACACACACACCUGAGACGCUGGGUAGAAUUCAGGGCCAUUCCUGCCACUAACAGGGGUGCUGGAGUGAGAAAAGGCCUGUUUAAGGUCCCAGCAAUAUACAGCUGCCCUCCCUGCUAUUGCAGUGAGGCGGUGCUGAGGAAUUCCAACUAUCCCCUCCCCAAAAAAGGAGUAGGAGUAUGCGAGUGGGAAUCUCUGAUAAAGCAGCUGGCUCUGUUUGCCCCAUACGUAAUCCAGUGGAGCCUGACUUUGUGAGGCUUGUGUUUUGGGAUUGGAGAAUCAUGUUCCAGCAGGUGCUUCUGCCUGUUUUGAUCCAUCCUUCACACAUGCAUGCACACCACCCCAAGUGCUGAUACAUUUUGGGUGCCCCACUCCUCAGUAUCUGUCUCUGCGGAACCUACUUUGAAUCAAGUUCUUGAAUCAAGUUCUUGUCACUGGUGUUCUUUGUUUUUGGUUUUUUUUAAAUAUUCCCAGUUGCUGUUUCUCUCUCUCCCCCGUUUCCUCCUGUGGGGGGAGAUGUUCCACAGUUCGUAGCAGAAGCCUUCAAUCCUGCCGUUAUGGCUAAAUCCCACCCACUCCUCUGCACUGACCUCAGGCUAAGUCCCUGAAGGCUGUUGGGCAGCUGUGACACUCUCUGCAGUAGGACCCUGGGCAGAGAGCAGAUGGGGAAUUAUUUAUUAAUCUUGUUUUCAUCUACCCUGGCACUAGCUAUCCUGGGGAGAGCCCAUCUGGUGAAAUCUCUCCGGGGUGCUGCGCUGCAUCAGCCUUCUUUCCUUUACGGUAGGACCAGGCAGGCAUUUUCAUUCCCUCCCUCCCAUUGUCUCUCUCCCAUCAAAUCUGGACUAAUACUGCCACCGCCGCCGCCACCCCGUUGAGUUUUUCUGCAUGGCCUGAUGCUUGUGCCCUGGAUCAGGUGCUGUGGGUGGGUGUUUUGUUUUUGUUUUUAAAUGCCAUGACGAGCGUACACUCAAAAAGUUGUGUGCCUUCCUGUGUUUGCACACACAAUCCUACCUAAAAAAAACCUGCUGAUUGGAAGCAAGAAAGCAACCAACCUGCCACCCUGGUACAGAAACCUGUAAUUGUCAAAAAAAAAAAAAAGUUGUUUUGCAUGAUGAUACCGUGGAGCAAGAGAGAAGCCCUCGCUGUGUAGUUGGUUUGUGUUCUGAA
Messenger RNA from Gekko japonicus, 3229 nucleotides. RefSeq names its product ring finger protein 44 (gene RNF44). Bases 138 to 1475 code for a protein of 445 amino acids. The transcript has 11 exons. The record is from RefSeq and is a predicted model, not a curated record. NCBI's taxonomy places the organism in Eukaryota, Metazoa, Chordata, Lepidosauria, Squamata, Gekkonidae.